This is a messenger RNA of Cyprinus carpio (common carp), 1927 nucleotides long. RefSeq names its product uracil nucleotide/cysteinyl leukotriene receptor-like. Gene Ontology annotation, biological process: phospholipase C-activating G protein-coupled receptor signaling pathway; positive regulation of Rho protein signal transduction. NCBI's taxonomy places the organism in Eukaryota, Metazoa, Chordata, Actinopteri, Cypriniformes, Cyprinidae. Gene Ontology annotation, cellular component: membrane. Gene Ontology annotation, molecular function: G protein-coupled receptor activity. The record is from RefSeq and is a predicted model, not a curated record.
UGGCCCUCAGAAGAAAAUAGCAUUGCAAAGAAAGGCUGAGGUCAAGGGUCACAUAAGAGCCUUCCCAUCGAGAACUGCAUUUUUGUGAUCAAAUUUGUUGGCAACACAAUAAGAGCCACAGUAUUUUAUCUCAAACACAGCUCAGCCUGAGAGAGCAGUCUCUUGACUCCAUUAAACUCCACUGCCACUUUCAGGCAGCUGUAAGAAAGCACAGGCAGCAGAACUCAUCUCCUUCACUACUGCACGGGCUGUUGAGGGAUCAACACUCUGUUACAAAAAUGGAGUCCCCCCUGACAGAACUUCCCACCUUGCUGUCCAAUCAAUCCAUGGAGAGCUGUCCACCUGUGGACAAUACAGUAGAGAACAUGAUCUUUGGAUUCUACUACAUUAUAGUUUUCCUCCUGGCGCUGAACGGCAAUAGCCUUGCCCUGUGGAUCUUCGCCCGCCAGAGAGGCAACUCUUCUCCAGCCAAUGUCUUCCUGCUUCAUCUUGCUGUGGCCGACCUGUUUUACGUCUUCGUUUUACCCCUCAGAGCCACUUAUCAUUUAACUGGGGAACACUGGCCAUUUGGUGAAAUCCCCUGCCGUCUCGCGGGCUUCUUCUUUUAUGUCAACAUGUAUGCCAGCUUAUACUUCCUGGCCUGUGUUGCAGGCGAUAGAUACCUUGCUGUAGUACACGCCGUACGUUCCCUCAAGAUCCGGCGCCCUCGUUACGCUCACAUAGCCAGUUUUGCACUAUGGGCUUUGGUGAUAGUGUCUAUGGCGCCCCUACUGGUCACCAAGCAGACUGCAGAAAUCAAUGGCUCUACUGUAUGCUUGCAGCUGUACAGAGAAAAAGCUUCACGGCGUGCUCUCAUCUCUCUCGUCGUAGCCUUCACACCACCUUUUACUGCCACACUGUCUUGCUACCUGCUGAUAGUGAACAGUCUGCGGAAAGGUUCAAGGCUGGAGCCGGCACUGAAACUCAGAGCUCUCCGCACCAUUGGUCUGGUCAUGCUCAUCUACAUAGUGUGUUUUUUGCCCUAUCAUUUAAGCCGUGCAACCUUCAUCCUGGGUUACGCACACCCAGACCUAUCCUGCCAAAUCAAAAGAGGACUAGCCCUGGCUAACCGGCUUACUUCCUCUCUAACCUGCCUGAAUGGGGCUUUGGAUCCCCUGGUCUACUUGUUUGCAGCUGAGAAGUUCAGGGGAAGCGUUCGCAGAAUUUUCUGCAGAGACAAGUUGGGUGGGUCCGGCGCUACAAGCGGGGAACUGAAAGGCACACAUGAGAGCUCUCUGAGUGCAAAGACUGAGUUCUGAGAAAGCGCUUAAAAUCGUACAGAUGGUAUGAAUAUUUUUCAUUGGUUUUAGUGAUUCGGCCUACACUUUCUGAUAGUGUAGGGACAGGUAAAGAUCAGAAAGCCUUUUGAAUAAAGAAACAUGUGAUUUGGACUUAUUAAAGCAACUGUAUGUAAGUUUAAAGAUCAGUUUCAAAAUCACUUUGAUGGUACACUGAUUUCUAAUAAGGUGAUUACCCUGUUAACAUACGACGUAACAGUUACAUAAUGUUGUUAGCUGGGUAGCUUCUGUUUUUUCCCCUAACUUCUGUUCUAGGGGUAUAUAAAGUUGUGAGUGGGUACGAAGGCUGGAUUGCUUUAAAAAUGCAUGUGCACAGCUAUCUACUGUAAUUACCACAGUGAUAUAUUAAUGAACUUCUCUCACUUAAAGUGGAUUCAUACAAGUUAGAAUUUUCAGGUAAUAAUCACUUUUUUUGCCAAUGUGUAAACGGCUUGUAACGACACUUAAAAAAUGAGACGUUCCAUGACUUCCUAGGUUGUCUAUAAAAGCCUGUGGACUGAUUUUUAAGUUGAAUGGUGCAUUCAAUUCAUGUCGGAUACAUCGUAUUUACGAGUUAAACACACAUGAACUCCACCACAAAAUCAUAAAAA